CAGGCGUCACUUCCCUGAAAGCAGCUGAGCGGAAGGAAAAAUGGCGGCGCUGGGAGAGCCUGUGCGGCUGGAAAGAGACAUUUGUCGGGCUAUUGAGUUGCUGGAAAAGCUACAAAGGAGUGGAGAAGUACCACCACAAAAACUGCAAGCUUUACAAAGAGUCCUUCAAAGUGAGUUCUGUAAUGCUGUGAGGGAGGUAUACGAGCAUGUGUAUGAAACUGUGGACAUCAGCAGUAGCCCGGAAGUACGAGCGAAUGCAACAGCCAAGGCCACUGUAGCAGCCUUUGCUGCCAGCGAAGGUCAUUCCCAUCCCAGAGUUGUUGAGCUGCCAAAAACGGAAGAAGGGCUUGGAUUCAACAUCAUGGGAGGCAAAGAGCAAAAUUCUCCAAUCUAUAUAUCCCGAAUUAUCCCAGGUGGUAUUGCUGAUAGACACGGGGGAUUGAAGCGUGGAGACCAGCUUCUUUCUGUAAACGGAGUGAGUGUUGAAGGGGAACAUCAUGAGAAAGCUGUAGAACUGCUGAAAGCGGCUCAAGGAAAAGUCAAGCUGGUUGUACGAUACACACCCAAAGUCUUAGAAGAGAUGGAGUCACGGUUUGAAAAAAUGAGAUCAGCCAAACGCAGACAACAGAAUUAAUAUGGCGCAUAUAACUUAAUGAGAAGCAUGAUCUUUGCUUGUCUGAUGUACCCAUGGAAACGUUAUUCGGUACUAAAAAAUUUUUUUUUUGUUAAGGCUUCCAUCUUUUCCAGAUCUCUUUUUCUAGCACACUCUAAUGUUUACACAGGCAUUUUUACUUCUGUGGUCUGACAGAUCUUUUUAAAAUUCCAACCUGUAA
Molecule: messenger RNA, 833 nt
Organism: Gekko japonicus
Lineage: Eukaryota; Metazoa; Chordata; Lepidosauria; Squamata; Gekkonidae
Gene: LIN7C
Product: lin-7 homolog C (C. elegans)
Exons: 5
Coding region: 41-634 (197 amino acids)
Biological process (GO): maintenance of epithelial cell apical/basal polarity; neurotransmitter secretion; protein localization to basolateral plasma membrane
Cellular component (GO): synapse; cell-cell junction; MPP7-DLG1-LIN7 complex
Molecular function (GO): L27 domain binding
Source: RefSeq, a predicted model, not a curated record